This is a messenger RNA of Lycium ferocissimum, 1261 nucleotides long. Its product is annotated as calcium uniporter protein 2, mitochondrial. Gene Ontology annotation, biological process: calcium import into the mitochondrion; mitochondrial calcium ion homeostasis. The transcript is spliced from 2 exons. Gene Ontology annotation, molecular function: uniporter activity; calcium channel activity. Gene Ontology annotation, cellular component: uniplex complex; mitochondrial inner membrane. The coding region runs from base 101 to 1138 and encodes 345 amino acids. The record is from RefSeq and is a predicted model, not a curated record. Lineage: Eukaryota; Viridiplantae; Streptophyta; Magnoliopsida; Solanales; Solanaceae.
AAACCUUUCUUCGUCGUUGUAUAAUCCAUCGUUGAACAAUUCAAAUUACUAUUUCCCCAAACCAAAAAUUUCUCUCGAGUUCUUUUUUUUUCUAUCAACAAUGGCGUUCAAGAAAAUGUUAGCUCAACGUCUUUCCAAUGCAUGCAAAACCACCAGUUUUUCCAUUUCAUCAUGUCGUAUAUCUUCAUCAUCAAUGGCUGAAAGAACACUUACCCCACCUCAUCCUGAUAAAAAAAGAAUCUCCCCUGAACCUGGAGAUAAUAAUAAUGGAAUAUUCCGGCGAUUAAUCCACCGGCAACCCAUGUACCCAUCUCCGGCAACCUCGCCGGAACUCCGGUCACUACCCACCGGUGAAACUCUCAUUGAGAAACUCCGUCAAAUGGACAUUAGUAGAAACAGAAUCAAAUUUGAUGGACUCAUAAAGCCCAAAGAGGAGUCACCGGAGGGGAAAUUGACGGUGGCUGAUGUGAAGAAGGUGUUAAGGUUGUCACAAUUGGAGAUGGUGAAGUUAAGGUUAAAGGAAAUUGAAAAGAAUUGUAUAUCGUACUCGGAAUUUGUUAAGAUUUGUUCUGGAAUUUGUUCGAGUAGUGAACAAGGUGUCGAAUUCGCGAAGAUUCUAGAUGAUUCUGGAACUGUUAUUGUUCUUGGAAAUGUUGUGUUUCUCAGGCCUGAUCAGGUAGUGAAAACUCUACAAGCUCUAUUGCCAAUGCCCAUGACGAACCCAAAUGACCCACAAAUGAUAAAGGAGCUCAACCAAAUGGAAGAGGAAAAAACAGCAAUUGACAAGAAAGCAGAGUCAUUGGUGCGUAGAGAAUUAUGGUGUGGGCUAGGUUACUUUGUCAUUCAGACAGCAGCAUUCAUGAGAUUGACAUUCUGGGAACUAUCAUGGGAUGUCAUGGAACCAAUUUGUUUCUAUGUCACAUCCUUUUACUGCAUGGCUGGUUACACCUUUUUCCUAAGGACGUCGAAAGAGCCUUCUUUCGAAGGAUUUUUCCAGAGCCGGUUUGUCGCGAAGCAAAAGCGACUCAUGAAGCUAAGGAAUUUCAAUCUUCAAAGGUAUAACGAGCUCAGAAGAGCUUGUUAUCCUCAAUCGUCGUCACCUCCAACCUUAACGUUUAAUUCAUCUGAUAAAAUGUAAACAAGACCGAAUUUCACCAUUUACAUGAACAUUUUGCUAGGUAGAAGUAUUUAUUUUAGGAAUAGGAAUUACUUUUACUAAGAAGGGAGUGCAAACGAGAGAAAAGAGACGUCAAUUAGUCUC